AAUGUGCCGCCUUCUUAAUUAUUCAUGUUUAGAUCGUCCACAGAGAUCUGACAAGGCCUAAAGAUAAAGAGUGCAUCGUAAUCUUGAUUGUGCUGUUGUUCUUGACACCUUGAAGUAUUACAAGCGAAUUUUUUACGCUUCUGUAGGAGUAGUACACACAGGAAGCCAGGAAUGCCAACUUGCAGAAGUGACAUCUAGCGCUCAGAAGCUGAACGGCAGCCAGGAUAGCGACGCCGUCAUCUCUGUAGUUUCCGUGGAAACGAACGACAGCACAUGCGCACUGGACCAAGCUAUACAGCAGCACCCUCUCCAAGCCCUGAUUCUGCUGGCCCCCUCCCACCCCCAUGUUUCUGCGGAGGACCAGACAGACCACGGCUGCCACCAGUGGCUGUGCGCACCUACCAGACAGGCUUGGCCGAACCAGCUCUCCGCUCCGAGGGUACUGGACAUGUUCCCAUCCCCAGAGCAGCUGGCAACCAUGUAGUUUGACGUCAUGGAGGCCUACAGAUGGAAGUCAGCCUAUGUCCUGUACAACAAGCGGUCAGAGUUCUAUCGGUGUCUUGAAGCCAUGGGGAACAUGGUGACAAUAAGACGGUGGCACCUGUGGUUCCGGGAAGUUCCCGCCAGGGUGGCCACCCAGGCGGACAGAGACUCUGUGGACGCCAUCUUGUCUGACGUUCAAACUUCCAGACGGAUCCACAUCGUGAUGAUGACAGAUGAUGACGUCAUUGACGCCAUAUUAGAACAGGCUUUCCACAGAAUGCUGCUGACGUCACAGAGUCACUGGAUCAUCACCAACUUUGAUGCCCAUAAGAAACAGCUGGACAGUUUUCGGCACAGUGGAGCCCGCUUCACGUUACUUAGCCUGUUUCCAGACAAAUCCACCCCAGGCUCGUCUGAUCUGGCACUGACUGGCAGGAACCGGUCUACACCACAUCGGAACCAAACAGUACCAGAUGGAACACCAAACCGGUUGGAUUUGGGACGAACCGGUGAAAAAACAUCCAUGACUGAACUGGACGGGUUCGGUUUCAGCAAACCUGGACAGAACCUGACCAGACUGGACCGGUGCAGGGAUCCGUUGUCCAACGCGGCACUUCUAGCCCGGGAUUCAGUGUCCAUCCUGGCAGAUCUGCUAUCCUCCUCGGAAGAGCAAAAAACGUCCAGACCAUUUGAAGCCUGGCAGGGACAAGAAAACUGCAGCCAGAUAAACCAAAGUUCUGAGGUCAAGUUUCGUGGUGCCAGUGGGGAUGUGUCGUUUGACGGCUGUGGCAAGAGAACUGACGUCAACAUCUACAUCCACGAGUACAGCGAUGGCAUGGAAAAAGAGGUAGGGUCCUGGAAGACAGAUGGCGCUGUUGAUAUGAACUCCACCAUUGGUUACGUGGAGAUGAACAGUCUUCUGGGAGGACGGCACCUUCAGGUCUACGGUUACCUGAGUAAACCCUUUAUCAUAAAGAAGAAACACGCUAAUGCGGAGGGUCUGACCGGGCGUGACCGUUACGAAGGUUUUAUGCUUGAUAUGACCGACAUGUUGGCCGCUCGGUUAAACUUCACCUGGAACCUGACCAUGGGUACUGACUACAAAGGUGCCAUAACAUCGGGAAAGUACGACUUCGUGUUGUUCCCGAUGUCCAUACGCUCGCGCCGCAUGAAAACGAUGCAGCUGUCCAUCCCUCUGCGCACACGUGGAUACUUCCUGACCAUGAAGAAGUCAGACCGUCGUCUCCCCGGCAUGUUCCAGUUCAUGGCACCCUUCUCUAAGAGGGUCUGGCUGUGCUUUGUGGCUGCCAUCGUGUCUGUGAGUCUGGUGCUGGCCGCCAACAAUCGCUACAACCCAAACGAGUGGGGCAUCGCGGCAGCACGGGGAGCUGUCUCCCAGGACCAAGCCAACAACCUCAACCUCCCUAACAGCCUCUGGUCCACCUGGGGUGCAGCUGUGGGGCAGGGUCCAGAGUUCCUGCCUCGGUCCUAUGCAGGGAGGGUGGCUGCCGGGACCUGGUGGUUCUUCGUGCUUGUGGCCAUAGCAUCUUACACAGCCAACUUGGCGGCCUUCCUGUCACAGGCCUCUGUUCAGCAGGAGAUCAAGACCCUGUUUGACCUUGCUGAACAGGAAGACGUUCCUUACGGGACCUAUAAGCAUUACAGUAUCGUGUCAUUUUUCAAGAAGUCCAAGGAGGAGCCAUACAAGACCAUUGGAAGAUACCUCACUGAGAAUGCAGACCAGGUUCUGACAGCCGAUUCCCGUCAGGCCAUGGACCGGGCUAUCAAGGGUGACUACAUCUUCAUCUCACCCACCACCUACGAGUACGAGAUCCUUAAAGAGAGGUGCGACAUGGUCAUCCUGUCCAGCGACUACUUCUUCAAGUUUCAGGUGGCACUUCCGUUCCCGCUGGAGUCACCGUACGUGCCAGAGGUCAACCUGGCCCUGAUGCACAUGGCUCAGGAUGGAGAGAUGGACCUUCUGGAGAACAGGUGGUUCAACAAGAAGAAGGACCACUGCAAGUCUGACAAGGCCAAGAGUCAAGGUGUUCUGGGAAUGGACAACUUUGGUGGGCUGUUCUACUUCCUGGUGAUGGGGAUGGGGGGUGCCAUGGUGGUGUUCUUUGUGGAGUGGAUCUGGUUCAUGUUUCAGCGCCCGGCCGACGGGUCCAACUCCGCCUACUCACAGCCCAACAAGAACAACAAAAAUAACAACACAGCCGUGGUGUAGGGAUGUGUACCUAAACGUUACAUCAGGUACAGGUACAAAGGAUCAGGUACAGGUCCGAACCUGAACCUGUACCUAAACAAUUUCACCAAUUAACAUGCUCUUUUGAACUCCUUCAACAACGAGAAAAACAGUAACAAACUAGAAAGGCCGACAUUUGCUUGGGAGCAAAUACAGCAUAUUUCAGUCCAUCUUCCUCCCACACAAAAGUGGACUAUUCCAAACUUACCCUCCAUAUGGUAUGGACUGAAAUAUAACUAAGAUGUUUUUGUUUUCAUCUCCUACCAAGUGGCCUCAUGCAACUCAAACUGACCAAAGUGACAUCUAGAGGGAGCAUAACUAAUAUGCAACAGAUCUUUCAGCAUGUUUAACACUGUCAGUGUGUAACACAAACACACAGUCCUGUCUCUGGGACCCAUGGGGGACCAGCUAUUUCCCUAUUUUAGGUCACAGAUAAGCAUAUAAUUAGUGUAACUCUGUACAGGUACAAGUACAGGUACUGAGGGAUUAGGUAUUUUGGACCUGUACCUAAUCAAUUUUUCCGGUACAGUAUCGGUACAGCGUACAGGUACACAUCCCAGCCGUGGUGUAAGAUGGAAAAAGUGGGAAAAUGUUUUUUUGCCUGUUCAACUUAGGGCUCUAGCCAGCACCAAUUUUUCCUGAACUUUUUCAGUGUGUGACAGACAAUUUUUUAAAAUCAAUCCAACCUAGACAGACAAUAUUAACAAAAUCUUGGGUAAAAAUAUCAACCCAAGACAUCCAAAGGACCACCAACGAUCACUCUCAACAUCAUGAUUUGCCUGACUCAAAAUGCAGGAAAUUGUGUCUUUGAAGGCUUGAAAAUCCAAAAGUUUCCCAGAGGAAGCAUGCCCCCAACCUGAGCCUGCAAAAAAGAAAGUCUGAUAAAAAAGCCUAUAAAAAUAUUCAAAAAAUAAGCCAAACCCCAAACCUCUGCUUGGAGAGUAGCAUAUGGAUAUGUGUAUAACUUACCUAAUACAGUAUGUGACCCCUUGAACUUCACAUAUAUUUACAUGAGAUCAUUAUACAUGUAAUAUCUAAGAUGAUGAUGAGUGGUUAUAUCAUAAUUAUACCUUUUACAUGACAGAGAAUAAAAAUGUGUCAUUCACCAACAAAACAGGACAAGGAGUUUGUAGCCUGUCUAUUAAUGCUGAAUAUGGCUACUUUGUUCAACAGAGAUGCCAUUAACUCAUGUUUACUUUUAGCUUGCUCUGGCUAGUAUUAAGACACAUGUAUAUACUACAAGAUAUAAGAUAAUGUACGUAUUAUAUAUGUGUGUGUGUGUGUUAAAUGUUAAGUGUUGAUUAAUUGGAACGAAAACAGUGUGCAAUAUGGAGUACUAGUGUUGCUAUAAGGUUUGUUGCUGUAUGUAAGGCCACAGCAAGUGAAUUUUAUC
This is a messenger RNA of Branchiostoma belcheri (Belcher's lancelet), 4124 nucleotides long. RefSeq names its product glutamate receptor ionotropic, kainate 2-like. The record is from RefSeq and is a predicted model, not a curated record. Gene Ontology annotation, cellular component: postsynaptic membrane; plasma membrane. Gene Ontology annotation, biological process: modulation of chemical synaptic transmission; monoatomic ion transport; synaptic transmission, glutamatergic. Gene Ontology annotation, molecular function: transmitter-gated monoatomic ion channel activity involved in regulation of postsynaptic membrane potential; glutamate receptor activity. The coding region runs from base 494 to 2713 and encodes 739 amino acids. The transcript has 14 exons. NCBI's taxonomy places the organism in Eukaryota, Metazoa, Chordata, Leptocardii, Amphioxiformes, Branchiostomatidae.